CUCCUGUAGGAGGAUUCAUUACAAACAAUUGCUGGCCGGUUCCCCGUCCCUAAAUGGCUCAAUAUGCCCUCCUAGUGGCAAAAGCUGGCAGGCUGACGCGAACGGGCAGCUUUACAGGACGGAUUAUCUGGUAACUGACCAUUUAGCUGUGGCACACUCGGACUUCGUGUAAAAGUGGGAUUUCGACCAUGAGCUCCGUCGCCGUACUUACACAGGAAAGCUUCAAUGAGCACCGCAACGGUCUCUUGCCUGAGCAGGCUGGUGCUGCCUCGGGCGGGCCAAGCAGUGCGGGUGAUGAGGAGGCACUGCCGACCUACAAGGAUGCCUUCCCCCCUCUGCCCGAGAAGGCGUCUUCGCCCGAGGGGACUCAGGAUUCGGCCAACGCCUGGACCAAGAUCAAGCCUCUGAAGUCAUCGGUCAUCACCCAGGUUUUCCACGUGCCUCUGGAAGAGCGCAAGUACAAGGACAUCAGCCAGUUCGGUGAAGGAGACCAGGCCAAGAUCUGCGUUGACAUCAUGCAUAAGACCGGCGCCCAUCUGGAACUCUCCAUGGCCAAGGAUCAGGGUCUCUCCAUCAUGGUGUCUGGGAAACUGGACGCAGUCAUGAAGGCCCGCAAGGAGAUUGUGUCCCGACUGCAGACUCAGGCCUCGGCGACUGUGGCCAUACCCAAAGAACACCACCGCUUCGUGAUCGGCAAGAAUGGGGAGAAGCUGCAGGAACUGGAACUGAAGACCGCCACCAAAAUCCAGAUCCCCCGCCCCGAUGACCCCAGCAACUACAUCAAGAUCUCUGGCACCAAGGAGGGCUUGGAGAAGGCCAAGCACGAGAUCCUGCUCAUCUCUGCUGAGCAGGACAAGCGUGCUGUGGAGCGGGUGAACAUUGAUAAGGUGUACCACCCCUUCAUCACCGGAGCCUUCAACAAGACGGUGGGAGAGAUGAUGCAGGAGACUGGUGCGCGCAUCAAUGUUCCACCGCCUAGCGUCAACAAGACCGAGAUAGUCAUCACUGGGGAGAAGGAGCAAGUGGCCCUGGCCGUGAACUUGAUCAAGAAGAUUUAUGAAGAGAAGAAGAAGAAUGCCACUACCAUCGCAGUGGAAGUGAAGAAAUCUCAGCACAAGUACGUGAUCGGCCCCAAAGGGAACACCUUGCAGGAGAUCCUGGAGAAGACUGGAGUCUCGGUCGAGAUCCCACCACCUGACAGCAGCUCUGAAACGGUCAUCCUCCGCGGAGAACCAGAUAGACUUGGCCAGGCGCUCACUGAAGUCUACGCCAAGGCCAACAGCUAUACUGUGUCCUCCGUCUCCGCUCCGUCUUGGCUUCACCGCUUCAUCAUCGGCAAGAAGGGGCAAAAUCUGGCGAAAAUCACCCAGCAGAUGCCUAAGGUCCACAUUGAAUUCACCGAGGGUGAGGAUAGAAUUACUUUGGAGGGACCCACCAAGGACAUGCAGCUGGUGCAGAGCCAGAUUGAAGCCAUUGUCACAGACCUGGUUAGCCGUAUGGAUUACACCGAGAUCAGCGUGGAUCCCAAGUUCCACCGACACCUGAUUGGAAAAGGCGGUGCCAACAUUAACCGCAUCAAGGACCUGCACAAGGUGUCCGUCCGCAUCCCCCCUGAUAACGAGAAGAGCAACCUGAUCCGCAUCGAGGGGGACCCCCAGGGUGUGCAAGAAGCCAAGAAGGAGCUGCUGGAGCUGGCGUCACGCAUGGAGAACGAGCGUACAAAGGACAUGAUUAUUGAACAGCGUUUUCACAGAGCCAUAAUUGGGCAGAAAGGGGAGAAGAUUAAGGAAGUCCGGGAAAAAUUCCCAGAGGUCAUAAUCAACUUUCCUGACCCAGCGCAGAAGAGCGACAUUGUUCAGUUGCGUGGGCCCAGAACUGAAGUGGAGAAAUGCUCCAAGUUCAUGCAGAAGAUAGUGGCUGAAAUGGUGGAGAACAGCUUUACUGUUUCUGUCCCCAUCUUCAAGCAGUUCCACAAGAACAUCAUUGGAAAAGGAGGAGCAAAUAUCAAGAAGAUUCGUGAGGAGACCAACACUAAGAUUGACUUGCCUGCAGAGAACAGCAACUCUGAGAUGAUCAUCAUAACUGGGAAGAAGGCCAACUGCGAGGCCGCUAAGAACCGCAUCUUGGCCAUCCAGAAGGAGCUGGCGAACAUCACGGAGAUGGAAGUGUCCAUCCCCUCGAAGCUGCACAACUCCCUGAUCGGCUCCAAGGGCCGCUUUGUGCGCUCCAUAAUGGAGGAGUGCGGCGGCGUCCAUAUCCACUUCCCUAGCGAGGGCUCCGGCAUCGACACGGUGACCAUCCGCGGCCCCGCAGAGGACGUGGAGAAGGCCCGUCGCCAGCUGCUGUCGCUGGCCGAGGAGAAGCAAACCAAGAGCCACACGGCGGAGCUGCGAGCCAAGCCGGAAUACCACAAGUUCCUCAUCGGAAAGGGUGGCGCCAACAUCCGGAAAGUGCGCGACAGCACCGGCGCGAGGAUAAUCUUCCCCACGUCCGAUGAUAAGGACCAGGAGCUGAUUACGGUGGUGGGCACGGAGGAGGCUGUGGGGCAGGCACAGAAGGAGCUGGAAGAACUCAUAAAAAGCCUGGACAACAUUGUGGAGGACUUCAUGACAGUUGACCCUAAGCACCACCGCUACUUUGUGGCCCGCCGUGGCCAGGUGCUCCGGGACCUCGCAGACGAGUACGGCGGAGUGAUGGUGAGCUUCCCUCGCACUGGCUCCCAGAGCGAUAAAGUCACCCUGAAAGGAGCCAAGGACUGCGUGGAGGCCGCCAAGAAACGCAUGCAGGAGAUCGUCGAGGACCUGGAUGCUCAGGUGACGAUGGAGUGCGUGAUCGCCCAGAAGUUUCACCGCUCGAUAAUGGGUCCCAAGGGAUCUCGGAUCCAGCAGAUCACCAGAGAUCACAAUGUGCAGAUUAAAUUCCCAGAUCGAGAGGAUCCCCAAGCUCCCCCUGCUGAGGCCCCUGUCCAAGAGAAUGGUGAAGCAGUUGGUGAAGUCAAGGAGAUUAACCCUUCCACCCCCAAGAAGUGUGAUGUCAUUGUGCUCUCUGGCCGCAAGGAAAGGUGCGAGGCGGCCGUGGAAGCACUCAAGGCUUUGGUCCCUGUGAGCAUAGAGGUGGAAGUACCCUUUGAGCUUCAUCGUUACAUUAUUGGCCAGAAGGGAAGUGGAAUUCGAAAGAUGAUGGAUGAAUAUGAGGUCAAUAUUCAAGUGCCUGCUCCUGAGCUGCAGUCGGACAUCAUCUCCAUUACCGGCCUGGUCAAUCACUUGGACCGCGCCAAAGAUGGCCUCCUGGAUCGAGUCAAAGAGCUGCAAGCUGAGCAGGAGGACCGGGCUCUCAGGAGCUUCAAGCUGACCAUCACUGUGGACCCAAAGUAUCACCCCAAAAUCAUUGGCCGUAAAGGCGCCAUCAUCACCCAGAUCCGCACCGAACACGAUGUCAACAUCCAGUUCCCAGAGAAGAAUGAUGAGAAUCAGGAUCAGAUCACCAUCACUGGUUAUGAGCAGAACACCAUGUCUGCCCGUGACGCCAUUCAGACCAUUGUUGAUGAGCUGGAGGAGAUGAUCUCGGAAGACAUCACCCUGGACAGCAGGGUCCACGCCCGAAUAAUCGGGGCUCGUGGAAAAGGCAUCCGCAAGAUCAUGGAGGAGUUUAAGGUUGAUCUAAGAUUCCCUCAGAGUGGAGCUGCAGACCCCAACGUUGUGACUGUGAUGGGCCGCCCUGAAUUUGUGGAUGAAGCUAUUGAUCACCUCUUGAACUUGGAGGAGGAAUAUAUGGCAGAUGUCGUGGAGAACGAAUCGAAACAGGCCUACAUGAAGCCUCGUGGGGGAGGUGCUACGGCGGAGGAACCCAGAGGCCCAUCAAAGGGCUUUGUGGUGAGGGAGGCACCCUGGACAACUAGCAGUGAGAAGGCCCCUGACAUGAGCAGUUCUGAGGACUUCCCAAGUUUUGGGGCACCCGUAGCUGCAAAGGCCUCCCCAUGGGGCCCCAAACGUUUCUAACCUGGCUGCUAAAGAUGGGCAUUCAUCCCAUUCAACCAUUUCCCUGAAAUCCCCCGUCCCUGUCACCCUGAUUGACCAUUGGCACUGGCCCUUCCAGUUUCUGCUGUGAAACAUCAGCUGUGGCUUGGUGCACCACCCAUAAACUCUCCCAAGAAAAAUGAAGUGGUCUUUAAAUAAAUCAACCAGAUUUUAUUUGGUCCAAAUUUCAAGUCAUUUGGUGGAGAAAGGCUUAUUGGCUCCAGAAAACAUUGGCUUUCCAUCUAAUUUCUGGUCUGCCUUUGUAGACUUAUUUCAGGAUGCCAUUUUGGAUCUGAGCCGUAAACUAUGCUCAUUGCAUUCAGAAAUGCAAUGUCUGGCUUGAUGGGACCUUGCCCUCUUCAGUAUGUUUGACCAGGUUAUUGCUAGGUUGAAAUGGGAAGGUGCCCAUUUUGGGUAGAAAUGGUGAUCUAGAAUCAGUGUUGUCACACUUCCUCUGUUGUGAUUUGAACUUGUGCUGUGUUACAGUGGUAAAACUGCUUUUAAUCCAAAGCUGUUGCCAAGGUGAUUGAACAAAGCUGUCAGGGUUGAAUGAACUGCCCCUGUGAGUUGCCUUGGAAACAGAUUGUAUUACCUCUGAUAUUAGAAGAAAUGUGGCCCAAAGCUUCUAUUUCUCCAAUGGUAGUUGAAAUUUUCAAACUUCAGGUGACUGGCCUUUUCAGCCCCUCCCCCCCCUUCCUUCCCCACAACCCCCUAACAGUAGCCAUGUAGAACCUAGUUUGUCUCAAUGUUAAUGGAGCUGGGGUGCAUGACCCUGUCUAGUCUACCUCUAGCACUUUAUAAUCUACACCAUAACAAUUUACAAAUAGACAAGCGGGGAGGUUUGGACUUGCAGUGCAGAACCAACUUUUAAAGUAUUGGACAGUUUGAAGUAUCUUUGAGCUUAAGUUUAGACUAUUCUAGCUUGGAGCUGGAAUGGAUGCUUCAAAUUGGGAAUACAGUUCCAACUGCACAAUUGUUUUAAUUUUAAUUUUAUUCCCCCCCCCCCCCCCCCCCCCAAGCUCCAAAAACAAGCCUCCCUUUGGUUUGCUCAUUUGCUUCCAAUCAUGCCAGUUUAUGCCAAUGAGCAGCCUAGUGAUGUCAUGUCUUUCUCAACCGUAGCUACUGGGUCCGUGUCCUAUCCCUUUUCUUGUCUUCCAGUUCCAGGGCAGAUUCUUCUGUUUCCAUGGCAACAGCCCUCUUAUCAGCCUUAAAACAAGAUUAUGCAAAAACCUUACAAAAAGUGAAAUUAUAUGGAUAACACUGGAAUUUUAAAUGUCCAACAAUAAAAAAGGAAAAAAAAAGAAAA
Molecule: messenger RNA, 5322 nt
Organism: Conger conger (European conger)
Lineage: Eukaryota; Metazoa; Chordata; Actinopteri; Anguilliformes; Congridae
Gene: hdlbpa
Product: high density lipoprotein binding protein a
Exons: 28
Coding region: 189-3998 (1269 amino acids)
Cellular component (GO): cytoplasm; nucleus
Molecular function (GO): mRNA binding
Source: RefSeq, a predicted model, not a curated record